AGAUCAAUCAAUGCCCAAAAACAAAAAUUAAAUGAAAAAUUGAAUAAAAUUCAUCCCCAAAAUCCUAACAAGUGUUGGACUCUUGGGCUUUUCUCUCUUCCUCUCCAUCCGUCCUCAGUUUCCAUGGCAAACCCACAAACCACAUCUACUGCGGCGGAAGUAAAGAACGUCUACUCGGUGUGGGCCCUCCCGCCGGAUGACGUGGCCCCCAGGCUGAAGAAGCUGAUGCAGGGCCUCCGUGCCGAGUUCGGUGGUCCACAGUUCGAGCCCCACAUCACCGUGGUGGGGGCCAUCAGCCUGACCCUGGACGACGCCCUCGCGAAGUUCCGAUCGGCUUCUGAGGGCCUCAAGGCCUACGACGCCAAGGUUGAUCGCGUGGCCACCGGCACCUUCUUUUACCAGUGCGUUUUCCUCCUCAUAAAUCCGACCCCUCAGGUGGUGGAAGCUAGUGCUCACUGCUCUGGCCAUUUCGGUUUCAAAAGCUCAAACCCUUAUAUGCCACAUUUGAGCAUCCUUUACGGUGAUCUGACCGACGAAGAGAAGAAGAAGGCGCAAGAAAAAGCUAGCACUCUCGACGACAGCAUUGCCAGCCUGAGCUUCCCCGUUACUCGCCUUGCGUUGUACAAAACCGACACCGAAGAUAUAACUCUCAAGUCCUGGGAGAAGAUUGCUGAGUGCACCCUCGAAUCGAAUUAGUUCUCUUACUGCGUGCUUAUGAUCAAGCUUGUAAUCAGGUUCUGUUUCAGUGUCCCUGUCAUCUCUUGAUCAAAAACAUUAACAAGUUGGAGGUUUUGUUGUAAUGUCAAUUGUCAAAGGCUUAAAGCUGUCACAGAGGAUGGGGUUUUUAAGUAAACGCUUGGUUUGGUGAUCACUAAUCCACUAUGGUUUUAAUAUGUUCCACUAUUUGUAUAGGGACACGUGAUGUACCAACCCGUGUUCUGGUCAUACUAAAAAAAUCUCUAGUAUGCUGGCUAUGGUUUUGUGUGUACAAACUGUGGCAUCGGUGUUUUGGCUGGCUCUUUUGGGUUGUGUGUAGCCUCAUGUACUGUUCUUAUCUAUAUAUUAGAGUUUUUGUGCAUUAUUGGUA
Molecule: messenger RNA, 1087 nt
Organism: Malus domestica (apple)
Lineage: Eukaryota; Viridiplantae; Streptophyta; Magnoliopsida; Rosales; Rosaceae
Product: cyclic phosphodiesterase-like
Biological process (GO): cyclic nucleotide metabolic process
Molecular function (GO): 2',3'-cyclic-nucleotide 3'-phosphodiesterase activity
Source: RefSeq, a predicted model, not a curated record